AUGGCAUCGGUCUUGGGGACCAGCAGAGGGUCCGGAGGGCUGAGCAGUCAACUGAAAUGCAAGUCCAAGCGGAGGAGGAGGAGGAGGUCCAAGCGGAAAGACAAAGUGAGCAUGCUGUCCACCUUCAUCGCUUCCUUCAAGCACGUGAGCCCCGGGGCCGCGCACAUGGAGGAUGAGGACAACCUCAGUACCAGCAGCGCUGACGUGAAGGAAAACCGCAACGUGAGCAACCUGGAGGCCAGGCUGCCACCCUCCGGGGACAGGGCCCGAGGGGGCGCACCCGGCCUGAAGAGGAAGCGGCCACUGGAGGAGGGCAACGGCGGCCACCUGUGCCAGCUGCGGCUCCUCUGGAGGAGGCUCUCGUGGUCCGUGGCACCCAAGAACGCACUGGUGCAGCUGCACGAGCUGCGGCCGGGCCUGCAGUUCCGCACGGUGUCGCAGACCGGCCCGGUGCACGCACCCGUCUUCGCUGUGGCCGUGGAUGUGAACGGGCUCACCUUCGAGGGCACCGGGCCCACCAAGAAGAAGGCCAAGAUGCGGGCGGCCGAGCUGGCCCUCCGGUCCUUCGUGCAGCUCCCCAACGCCUGCCAGGCCCACCCGGCCCCAGGCGGCACAGCCCCAGACUUCACCUCCGACCAGGCCGACUUCCCCGACUCCCUGUUUCAGCGGUUCGAGCCCACGGCCCCCAGCGAGGGCUUCCCGGGCCGCCGCCCUGCCGCCCCUGAGCGCCUGUCCACGGCCUGCCGGCGGGGCCGGCUACUGGGCCGCCCGCUGGACCUGGACCUGGACCUGGACCUGGGGGGCCCCGCGGCUCCAGGCGCAGGGAACCCAGUGGUGCUGCUGAACGAGCUGCGCUCGGGCCUGCGCUACGUGUGCCUCUCGGAGCCCGAGAAGAGGCGCGCCCAGAGCUUCGUCAUGGCCGUGAGCGUGGACGGGAGGACAUUCGAAGGCUCAGGACGCAGCAAGAAGCUGGCCAAGGGCCAGGCGGCCCAGGCCGCCCUGCAGGCCCUGUUCGACAUCCGGCUGCCCGGCCACGUCCCCAGCAGGAGUAAAAGUCACCUCCUGCCUCAGGAAUUCGCCGACACGGUGUCCCAGAUGGUCACGCAGAAGUUCCACGAGCUGGCCAUGGGCCUGGCGUCAGCGCACGCCCGCCACAAGGCACUCGCUGGGAUCGUCAUGACCCAAGGUCUGGACGUCAGGCAAGCCCAGGUCGUCGUCCUGGCCUCGGGGACCAAGUGCAUCAGCGGCGAGUACAUCAAUGACCAGGGGCUGGUGGUCAAUGACUGCCAUGCGGAGAUCGUGGCCAGGAGGGCGCUGGUCCACUUCCUAUAUACACAGCUGGAGCUGCACCUGAGCAAGCGGCGCGAGGACAGCGAGCGCUCCAUCUUCGUGCGGCUGCAGGAGGGCGGCUACCGGCUGAGGGAGGAUGUCCUGUUCCACCUCUAUGUGAGCACAUCCCCCUGCGGAGACGCGCGGCUCCACUCACCCUACGAGCUCACCACGGACCUGAGCAGCAGCAAGCACCUGGCCAGGAAGUUCCGGGGGCACCUGCGCACGAAGAUCGAGUCCGGGGAGGGGACAGUGCCCGUGCGUGGCCCAGGCACGGUGCAGACGUGGGACGGCGUCCUGCUGGGCGAGCAGCUGGUCACCAUGUCCUGCACGGACAAGAUCGCCAGGUGGAAUGUGCUGGGCCUGCAGGGGGCGCUGCUCUGCCACUUCAUCGAGCCCGUGUACCUGCACAGCAUUGUGGUGGGGAGCCUGCACCACACCGGCCACCUCUCCCGGGUCAUGAGCCACAGGACCGAGGACAUCGGCCAGCUGCCCACCUCGUACCGGCACAACCGGCCCCUCCUCAGCGGAGUGAGUCAAGCCGAGGCGCGGCAGCCUGGGAAGUCGCCCCACUUCAGCGUGAACUGGGUGGUGGGCACGGCGGACGUGGAGGUCAUCGACGCCACCACCGGGAAGCGGAGCUGCGGCCGCUCGUCCAGGCUCUGCAAGCACAGGCUCUCGGCCCGGUGGGCGCGGCUCUACGGCAAGCUGAGCACACGGAUCCCAAGCCACGGAGACACGCCGUCCAUGUACUGUGAGGCCAAGCUGGGGGCACACACCUACCAGGCUGUCAAACAGCAGCUGUUCAGAGCAUUCCAGAAGGCCGGCCUGGGCACCUGGGUGAGGAAGCCGCCAGAGCAAGACCAGUUCCUACUAAUGCUAUGA
Molecule: messenger RNA, 2214 nt
Organism: Mesoplodon densirostris (Blainville's beaked whale)
Lineage: Eukaryota; Metazoa; Chordata; Mammalia; Artiodactyla; Ziphiidae
Gene: ADARB2
Product: adenosine deaminase RNA specific B2 (inactive)
Exons: 10
Coding region: 1-2214 (737 amino acids)
Biological process (GO): RNA processing; adenosine to inosine editing
Cellular component (GO): nucleolus; cytoplasm
Molecular function (GO): tRNA-specific adenosine deaminase activity; double-stranded RNA binding; double-stranded RNA adenosine deaminase activity
Source: RefSeq, a predicted model, not a curated record